GUUAGCGCACAUUUUUGAAAGCUGGAUGAGUUUUUGCCGGCUUACUCGCUUCAGUUAGUCACGGAUAUCCGUAAGUGGUUGAAAAGCCCACCAACAUUCUCCUCUGCCAAAUUGGAUACGACACCGACGCCUCCUGAUGUUGUCGUUAUAUGAAGGAGCCCCUGGACGACAGUCUGAGCCUGAUGCUAGUAGCUCCAUGGAGCCCGACCCUGGGCCUGGCAGGACCUGCAGGUCAAGUGCAACUGCGACUGGGGUAGCAUUUGGGCCACAACUAACUGUUGAAUCAGGGCGUGUGACGGACAAACCCAAACAGGUUGUGUUGAGGAAAUAUCCAGUCAAAAUGUUUGGUUAAAAAAAAAGCAAUAUCUGGUAUUUGAACAGGGACUGGCUUGCGUAGGAUACUCGGUGGAAAAGGACUCCGCAUUUUGUUAUGCCUGCAGGAAAUUCACAUCUGUAUCAUCGGACGCGACCUUCUUCAUUAAGGGGUUUAAGAUUUACAGACAAGGGCUUAAAUAAGCAUGCAGCUUCAAAUGACAGGAGGGACUGGAGAGAGGACAGGCUACCUCCACUCAAAAGUACCGGUCCCAGGAGCUCAGAGAGGAGAUUUCAUGGAGCUGUUGUUCUCUGUCUGGGGCUGCUGAGUGUUUUCCUGCUGGCUGGGAUUAUCGGCCUCGGUGUCCACUACCAUGUGUCAUUACGUGGAUCAGCUGCAGAGCUCUCCUCUAUCAAAGCCAACCUGACUGAGCGUCUCCAGGCCAGUGAUAACAAGUCUUCUUCCCUGACUGAAGAGAGAGACCGGCUGAACUCCAGCCUCACUGAAAUGGCUAAAGAGUUGGACAGGCUUAAACAGAAGAAAACGUGUCCAGCCGGAUGGAGGAUGUUCAAUUCUUCCUAUUAUCUCCUCUCUGCUGAGUCUGGUUCCUGGGAGAAAGGCAGACAAGACUGCAGAGAGAGAGGAGCAGAUCUGGUGGUGAUAGAAAGCUCUGAAGAGCAGAUGUUUCUCUCUGAAUUCAUAACAAAAAAUACUUGGUAUUGGAUUGGUCUGACUGACAGAAAUGAGGAGGGGACCUGGAAAUGGGUAGAUGGAACUCCACUGACUCUGAAGAACUGGAGGACAGAGCAGCCUGAUAAUGGCCGUGGAGAUCCACAGUGGGGCGAAGAGGACUGUGUACAAGUUGGACCUACCACCGCUGAGUGGAAUGACCUGUCAUGUGAAAAAGUCAUAUACUGGAUCUGUGAGAGACAUUGGUGUAUGUUUUGAGAUCAUACAUUUGAUAAUGCUUUUUACAGUGUAAGCUAUGAUCUCCGUCAUGUGAUGAUAUGCAUGUGUGCUUGUGUGUCCAUAACAGAGUAUCAGUGAACACAAAAUACUGGGACUAAUAUGUAUGUAAAUGCCUGAUUAAGCUAUAUAUAAUAUAAGCAGCAAUGUAACCAAUUCCUCUUCAGUCUAGUGUGUGUCACCUGGGCGUACAUGGGGACUGUUGUUUGCAAUCAAUAAAUAAUCCUUUAAAAUCAGA
Messenger RNA from Perca flavescens (yellow perch), 1517 nucleotides. RefSeq names its product CD209 antigen-like protein E. Lineage: Eukaryota; Metazoa; Chordata; Actinopteri; Perciformes; Percidae. Bases 431 to 1261 code for a protein of 276 amino acids. The record is from RefSeq and is a predicted model, not a curated record. The transcript is spliced from 6 exons.